This is a messenger RNA of Colletotrichum tamarilloi, 489 nucleotides long. RefSeq lists its product as uncharacterized. The record is from RefSeq and is a predicted model, not a curated record. Lineage: Eukaryota; Fungi; Ascomycota; Sordariomycetes; Glomerellales; Glomerellaceae. The transcript has a single exon. The annotation marks the transcript as partial.
GCUUACAUCCGCCGUUUGCAAGCAACAAGUCCGGUUGCGUUUCCUCACGUUUCACUUUCUUCCCUGUCAAGAAGCUCCUUGAGUCGUCUCUCCUUCUUCCUUUGGACAAGAUUCGAACACACAUCUCGCUCCGCUUCCGAGCAGCCCCGUCUCAUUGGUGUCGUCCCAUCAGCAAACCUCAUCAACCUGCGAAAGCUGCUAGUGCCAGGUCUCCAAGAUAAACAGAUAAACUCCCCUCACCCACACUUCACCCCGGCGCGAUCCUCGAAACAAACUCCUACCCUCAUCUAUGCGAGAUCUCUCGGGCCGCUAGUCGAAACGUUAAACGAGUGGGUAUCGCGGUCCUAUAUUUCAACGCCAACCUCCCCGUCGGGGACGUUCGUCUCGUCCCAUUGCGUGUCUGCUGGCUGCUGCGUGCCUACGAAGUAUCUGCCCAGUCGUUGCGUUGCGCGGUCGCUGUCCGAGUGGUUGGGUCACGUCGAUCAUUAA